GAUUUCAGUUAAGGUUCUUUCUCGUCUUUACUCAUAUGUGAUACUCCCAUAAAAACAAAGAUUUGAUAUCAAUAAAUUUUAGAUUGCUAUAAUUGAUUUUUAAUUAUGGCAUCGUCAUUUGUGAAUGCCAUGUCUGUGCUCUCAUAUGCUGGAUAUGGUCAAUUCCAACAAAAAAUUUUAUAUUGGGGUAUAGGAGCAAAAACUUUGAAUACAAAAAAAUUCAUAUUAAGCCAAGUAAAAGGCGGGAACAAUGAGAAUGUGAGCGAUAUUGAGAAAAAAGAUGAUGCUUUGGAAAAACUAAAACCAUUGUGGGAUGAUGGGCACGGGACUGCAACUAUAAAGGAUUUUCUUGAUAUAGCUAUAUAUAAUAUCAAGUCUGGUGGCGAUGAUCAAAUUCGAUGGUUUUGUCCUAUUGAAUGUGGGCGUCCUCUCAAUAAUUCUCCGGUCCUCUUUUAUUUGCCUGGGAUGGAUGGUCUUGGUUCGGGACUUGUUAUGCACCACAAAGCUCUUGGCAAGGUUUUUGAGGUUUGGUGUCUCCAUAUUCCUUUUCAUGAUAGAACAUCAUUUGAAGGUUUAGUGGAAUUCGUGGAAAGCACUAUAAGGUUGCAACAUUCUUUCUUUCCUGAUAAGCCGAUAUAUAUAGUGGGGGACUCAUUUGGAGGAUCCAUUGCUUUAGCUGUUGCUGCUAAUAAUCCUACAAUAGACUUAGUACUCAUAUUAGUCAAUCCGGCUACAUCAUUUGAUAAAUCGCCAUUGCAACGCUUACUUACUAAUGUAGAGUCUUUUGUCGACGAAUUUGAUAGUGCAAUCCCGUAUAUCCUUAGCAUUAUACUAGGUGACCCAUUGAAGGCUGGAAUGGUCAACUUAAAAAAUAGCAAGCUUAAUGGAAAUAUAUUUGGCCAAUUUCUCAAUAACAUAAUUGAUGUGAUGCCAAGUAUUCAUGUAUUGGCUGAUAGUAUACCUGGAAGCAUUUUCGAGUGGAAGUUAAAACUACAAAAAGCUAGUGAUGUUCAUUUGAAUUAUCGUCUUCAUACAAUAAACGCUGAAGUACUUGUGCUAGCAAGUGGGCAAGAUGGCAUGUUCUUGAGUAAAACUGAAGCUGAACGACUUUCAAGUCUAAUACCUAAUUGCACUAUUCGGUACUUUCAAAAUACCAAGCACAACCUUUUAAUGGAAGAAGAUAUCAAUUUGCUAACUAUUAUUAAAGGUACUUGCAAAUAUCGUCGAUCAAGAACAAAAGAUUGGGUCUCAGAUUUUUUGCCGCCAAGCAUGUCUGAAUACAACCAUGCAUUCAAUAAAACUUACGGAAUCGUUCGCCUCAUUACUAGUCCUGCAAUAUUCUCAACUAUGCAAAAUGGAAAUAUAGUGAGGGGUCUCGAUGGAGUUCCCGACAAAGGUCCUGUUAUAUUAGUUGGCUCUCACAUGUUACUGGGUACUGAGAUCAGUUCAUUGGUUCAAGAAUUUUUAAUAAAGAAGAAUAUAAUGGUCCAUGGCAUGGCUUAUCGUGAGAUCUUUAACCCGGAACUAGAACACCCUUUCAAAAUAUUUUCACUUUUGGAUAUUUUUAAAGUGUUUGGUGCAUUACCGGUUAGUACAAGAAAUAUUUGUAAAGUUCUCUCAAGUGAUUCACACGUACUUCUUUAUCCCGGUGGCUUACGAGAGGCGCUCCAUCGUAAGGGUGAACAUUAUAAGCUAUUUUGGCCUGAUAAGCCAGAAUUUGUGAGAAUUGCAGCGAAAUUUGGAGCUACGAUCGUACCAUUUGGAGCCGUGGGUGAAGAUGAUAUGGUAGAAUUGCUCUCGGAUUAUAAUGGUCGAACGAGAAAUCGUAAUUAUAUAAAAUUAAGGACCGAAAAAGAUGGAGAAAUUUCAUAUGAAAAUCUUUCUUACCCAAACUUUUAUCCCAAAAUACCCGGACGAUAUUACUUCCUAUUUGGGAAGCCUAUGCGAACAAAAGGAAACGAGACUCUAUUCGAAGAAGAAGGAUACAGAAAAUACUUUUACAUGCAAAUAAAAUCAGAAGUCGAACACUCGAUUUCAUAUCUAAUAAAGAAGAGAGAGGAAGAUCCUUACAGGGGUUUAUUGGAUAGAACACUAUAUCGUGCAUUUUCAGCUUACAUGGAUCAUGAUGUACCAUCUUUUGAGCCAUAAGUUACAACUUUUAUAUCAUUACAACAGAAGUCAUGAUUUAAUAAAUUUUUAUCACAUUAUGGCAAACAAAAUAAUGGGCCUGUUUGGCAGAGCUCAUU
Messenger RNA from Daucus carota subsp. sativus, 2246 nucleotides. RefSeq names its product phytyl ester synthase 1, chloroplastic. The record is from RefSeq and is a predicted model, not a curated record. Bases 106 to 2148 code for a protein of 680 amino acids. Lineage: Eukaryota; Viridiplantae; Streptophyta; Magnoliopsida; Apiales; Apiaceae. The transcript has 13 exons.